Molecule: messenger RNA, 1377 nt
Organism: Pomacea canaliculata
Lineage: Eukaryota; Metazoa; Mollusca; Gastropoda; Architaenioglossa; Ampullariidae
Exons: 6
Coding region: 268-1104 (278 amino acids)
Source: RefSeq, a predicted model, not a curated record
UGUGGAUGGGUUGAUUUCUAUCUUUCUAACAUAGAACGACAAAGCAACUAAAAUACCUUCAAAAAUGUACAUCCAUACUCAAAUGUAAGUAAAAUUACAAAAGCUUUGAAAUUUAAAAUAUAUGUAACAGGUUGAUAUUAAAUGUUAAAAAUAAAAGAUGUGUUACAAAAUUAGCUUGAAAGAAGAAAAAGGGAAGUGGGGGUCAUACUACCAUCCUCCCUUUCCCCUCUAGUCUCAUCUUGUUUACGGUCUUUCCAGCCUGCUUACAUGUCCAAAAUAUGUGACAAAUUAUUCAAUUUGAGUAAUAUCUGUACCAUUAGUGCCACGCUGGCAACUGUGAACACAGAUAUAAAGGUCUGGCUCAGUACAGACAGUUCACUCCUGCUGUCGACCGUUCAGCUCUCACACGUCGGUGUUUCCUCAACAGUCUGCGCCAUGAAGUCGUUUGCCUUGGGUCUGCUGGUCCUCUACCUUACAGGUAUCCUGGCUCUGUUUGCCAUUCCUCCGUAUAAAAAGCGAGAAAGUUCCUGCGAUGAAUCGCAAGCGAUGCUGUGUGUCUUGCCACUUCUAGAAUACUCAAACCCAUUCAGCGGCUCCAAACUCGAAGAACUGAGCGAUGCCAAAACCCUUGAACAGCAGUGCUCACUCCUGGAUAGCGCUAAGGACUGUAUGAGCAACUUCAUUAGUGACUGCUACCCUUCAGAAGCUGUAGACAUCACAGUUCAGACUUUGGAAAGUGUCGUGGGCUACGUCUGCAGUGCAGAGGGCAAGGAUGCUCUUUUGUCCGAAUCCGAGUGCUUUGCCAACGCAGACAUCGAGAGCUCUAUGCAGCGCUGCACAGACCCAUUGGAUCUCGAGUUACAGCAGGCAGUGGUGCAGCUUCAGGCCAAUCCACAAGCCGAUACUGAGAUCAUCUGUAGGCCAAUCGACAAUUUCGCGACUUGUGCGACACAAAGGGUGAGGGCGGAAUGCAGCCAGAAGGCUGUCAACUUCGUGCGAAACCUUAUCUCUCGUGUGACGACUCCAAUUAAAAGUACGAUAGGAUGCAACAGCCAGGCCAGACUGGUCCGCGACCUCGUGAAACUCAUUGCUCGACGAAAGUGAAGACAACAGUGACGACAGGGAGGCGGGGACUCACAACAGCUUUCUAUGCUCGAGCUGUUGUCGACGUUUCACAAAGUGUAUGGCAGUGCUGGAAAAUUUUCAAUACGAAUUCUGUUUAGCUGGCGUGCAUGUCAGCAAAAUCAAACUUUGAAAUCCAACUCUGUAUUAACCUGAUAUCUCUGCAGUCUACUCAUAUAGCAUAAAAGCACUUUGCUAAAGUCUUUUUUCUUUAGAUAUUUGAAGAUUGAAAUAAACUCAAUUUUGCAAAGGAAU